AUGGUGAAAGCGUACUUGCGCUACGAGCAGGAAGCGGUAUUCGGCCUCGUAGUCUCCCCUUCCUGCGGCAGCAUCUGUUUCGACCAAUCAGGGCGCUCCAUUCUAACCGGCGCGCUCGAACGCUUACUCGUAUGGGACGUACGAAAGGGCACGUUGCUACAGCAGCUCGCGCCACAGGCCGGCGCCGGCUACAGCCAGGGGAGCGGCGCGGGCGCGGCCGGCGGCGCAGCCGGCAGCGUGCAUGAUGCCGUCCCGGCUGUAGCGGACGUGACGGCGAUUUGCCCGUCGCCGGCCGACGCGACGCAGGUGGCGGCGGGGUACACGUACGGCACGUUGCGCGUGUGGAACAUGGUGGACGGCACGUGUAGGACAAGCCUUGCCGGCCACAGAUCGGCUGUAGCGGUGGUGCGGUACAACGCGGCCGGCGCGCUGCUGGCGUCGGGCGGCAGAGACGCGGAUAUCGUCGUGUGGGACGUGGCGGGGGAAGUGGGACUCGUGCGGUUGAGAGGCCACAGAGACCAGGUCACCGAUCUCACCUUCCUGGAGGGCACCAUGGUGCAGCACCAGUCACUUCUAGUCAGCUGCAGCAGGGAUGCCCAGAUUAAAGUGUGGGACCUCGCACUCCACCACUGCAUCCAAACCAUCGCCGAGCCUCGCGGCGAGCUCUGGACGCUCGCCGUCCACCCGAGCCUGCCGAGGCUCGUCGCUGCCGGCACCGAACCUGAGAUCCACACUAUCCACGCGGACAGCAGCACGCGGGCGGCAUCGCUGCAGUCUGCCGGCCACCGAUCGGACGUGCGCUCGCUGGCGCUCUCCUCGGAUGGCUCGCUUCUUUUGUCCGUUUCCAAAGGCUCCGCCAAGGUGGGAGAUUAA
Molecule: messenger RNA, 873 nt
Organism: Closterium sp. Yama58-4
Lineage: Eukaryota; Viridiplantae; Streptophyta; Zygnematophyceae; Desmidiales; Closteriaceae
Source: the annotation of a GenBank genome assembly